CUCCUCAUGUCGUCAUCUACUGGUGGCACGCCGGGGAUAGCUGGUGGGUUGAAGAGGCUGGCGGAGUUCAAUAAAGCUCUUACAGCAUUACCAGCGAAAGCAUCAGAGAAACAGAUACAGGACAUGUGUGCCUUGGCGAUGGAGAUGCCGGAUGAAGCGUACGAUGUCGUCUUAGCCAUCACUAACGAUAUUAAGAACGUCGGCAACAGGGCGGGUGCGGCUCAACAACAGCGGAUCAAAACGGUGAUCUCCCUCGUGGAUACUCUUUUGAAGGCAAAACCUCCUGGAGGGCGUUCGAAUAAGGGAAGCUCAUCUGUGGACAACAGCUAUAGGAUAUACAUAUUGAAGAGCAUUGAUGAUAUCUUUGUAGCAGCACUGAAGAGAGCAGAUCAAUCGACCCACUCUUGGUUGGAACGUGUAUUGGAGAGGUGGAAGGAGCAGGGCAAUGCUCUUCUGCCCGAGAGGAUACUCAAUAGAUUGACGGCAAUGCACGGUAACGUUAAACCCCAAGUUAAAUCGAUCCUUAAGGGCUCUGGAGGGGGCUCGUCUACACAUCCUUCCUCCAAUCGGUCAUCAUCAUCAUCGGCAGCAACAACAGGAAAGGAGGGCAAACCUUUCGCCAAGGAGAUUGCUUUGGCCGAGAGGGAAUUGGACCUCAUUGGUAUGAUCCAGUCUAAGAGCUUUAAGAACUCCAAGGACAGGAAGGAUGCUAUGAAAAUCCACGAAGUUCGUUUAGCUGCGACUCGUUUGAAAGAAGGCAAACGUAAAGAGGCAUCGAAGACCCUCUCUGAUGCUAAGAAAAAAUAUGCUCAUAUGGUGGAGGUGUGGAAGAAUAAACAGGCCGAGGCGAUGAAGGCUAACGAGGCAGCAGCAGCUACCUCGUCAUCAUCCCUUACUGAGGAGGAGGAGGAGGUUGUAGACACGGCAAUGGAGGAAAUACCAGAAUCUACAACUGAGGUCGCCGGUAGCACCAGCAGUGAUGAAGGUGGUGAUCAUCGUGAAGUAGGGCAUGAGGAAGGGAAGGUGGCAGAAACGAGGAAGUUGGCAGCAGCUGCGGCGGCUAGUGGGAAGAAGAAUCAGGGGUUAAGUCAAAAGGCUCUGGCUCAUAUUCAAGUACCCCAUAAAUUUCGACUGCUGCACUCGAUGGGCGAUCCAUCGACCUCAGGGUUACUCGAUCUUUACUUCAACAUGCCUGUCCAGUGUGGAACUUGUGCUCUUCGAUUUGCCAUACGACAGGAUCUUCUUGAUCAUCAUGAUGCACACUACUUGAAGACAACUAUGCUGCAGAGACGAGUGAAGCAGGUGGAACAGGAAUACCGAGGAUGGAAUGAGGCUGUGAACGAUUGGUUCGAUAAUAAGGGGACGCCAAUGCUUGGCAGAGACAUAUGUAAGAGUUUGAUCGAUGCAGCAACGAAGGCUGCUGCUGCUGCUGAGGGUGGGGAGGAUACCGCCUCUACGGCGGCUACUGAGACCAAGUCUAGUGAGGGGCAAGUGAAGGAGGAGGAGGAGGUCGAGAACAAGAACGGUGAUGCCAACUCUCGACGAGGGUUUGUUAGUGAUGCUGUUCGACUGGAGGAGAUGCUAUGGCAUGCAUCGCCUUAUGACCCAGUGAAGACUAAGUGUUUGGAAUGCGGGGAUGAGCUCGAGGAGGAGUGGGCCGACGAGCCCGUGGAUAUGCCCGUCUUCAAAGACACCGUGGUCGUCCCUGUCGGUUCCUCGGUACCUGUUCACUUUCUAUGGCCGGGUAUGGCCUCUGAGGAUGGAAUCGAGAGUAAGGAUAAGAAGACUGCUGCUGCUGCCGCUGAGGGAGAUCCACAGCCCCUCACGGUGGAUGCUGCUAUGGCGAGCGCUAGAGAUGACUACCGUAUGCAUAAUACGUUGUAUUUCCAUCGUGGCUGUUGGAUCGGCAAUCCACUGUUGAGGGAGAGGGAGUAUCAGAAAAAAUUGUUGCUGGUGGAGGCCCAUCAGCCGUUAUCGAGCUUGGCUGAUGCGGAGGAGGAGAAGGCAACGAUGAUGGAAUUGGAUGGUGGUGUUGAAGUAGAGGGAGUUGCCAACACGAGGAUCAUCGUCGAGGAGGGUGUUGAAGCACCAGAGGGAGGAGGAGCUACUGAGGAGCAGAAGGCACUCGAGAUGCGACGUUCUCAACUUGCCACACAUGGCAGACGAAAGCGCUUCUAG
Perkinsus marinus ATCC 50983 is the source of this 2178-nucleotide messenger RNA. RefSeq lists its product as hypothetical. The record is from RefSeq and is a predicted model, not a curated record. Lineage: Eukaryota; Perkinsozoa; Perkinsida; Perkinsidae. The transcript has 18 exons. The coding region runs from base 7 to 2178 and encodes 723 amino acids.